Hevea brasiliensis (rubber tree) is the source of this 552-nucleotide messenger RNA. Its product is annotated as probable E3 ubiquitin-protein ligase RHA1A. Lineage: Eukaryota; Viridiplantae; Streptophyta; Magnoliopsida; Malpighiales; Euphorbiaceae. The record is from RefSeq and is a predicted model, not a curated record. The transcript has a single exon. Gene Ontology annotation, molecular function: ubiquitin protein ligase activity. Gene Ontology annotation, biological process: protein ubiquitination. Bases 16 to 495 code for a protein of 159 amino acids.
CUAUAUAAUCAUCAAAUGAUAAACAAUUUGGCACCCACUCCCACUGUGUUCUUUCUUCUGCAACUUUCAAUCAAGCCCAUGUUCAAAUACUUGAGUUUGAUCUCUACCCACUUCAAAUGGGCAUUGAAUUUAUUGAUUCCGAAUCCUCUCUUCCAAGACCAUCACCUUUGCAAGCCAAAAGAUUUUGGUGAUGAAGAGCUAAGCACAAGGCAGUGCUACUAUAAGUGCGACCCAAGUAGUGAAGCCAUAGAAUGUGCAGUUUGUCUAAGCAAGAUUGAACAUGGAGAAGAGAUUAGAGAAUCAAGAAGAUGUAGCCAUAUCUUUCAUAAAGUUUGCUUGGAUAGAUGGAUAGCUCAUGGUCACAUGACUUGCCCUCUCUGCAGGGGCUCGCUUGCUCCACGUAGGGCAAUCUCUGAGCUUGGAGUUCAAGUUUUGGUGUUCAAGUUUUCUUCUUUCAUGGCGUCUGAUGAUCGUGAUACUUGGUGGCUUAGAUAGAUUCACUUGUCAUCGUAAUCAUUAUUAUCCAAAUUAAUUAUACUAUAUUAAAUUCAA